GCCCAGGUCCACGCCGAGCCCCUGGACAACCAGCCCCUGGACGACGAGGACGCCUGGGCCCAAGUGCCCGUCGAGGACAGCCAGGACACGCAGCUCCAGGACCAGAGCAGCGAGCCCAAGGAGAGCGAAGUCAAGGACAGCGAGCCCGAGGGCAAGGCCGAGGACACCCAGGCCCACGUCCUUGUCGAGGACACCCAGGCCCAAGUCCCCGCCAAGGACAGCGAGCCCGAGGACAAGGCCGGGCACAGCAAGCUCAAGGACAAGCCGCCCGCCAAAGAGCUCGACAGCAGCUACCCCGAGGAGAUGCAGGUCGAGGGCAGCCAGCUCGAGAACAACCAGCUCGACGUCGUCGAGUCCAGGCUCCAAGUCGUCCAAUUCCAGCUUGCGGAGGUCGAGGGCGACCUCGCGCCAGCGAGUCAGGACUCGCUGGUGACCGUUCCUGACGAGGACGCCAGGGCAAUGGCGAGAGCGUCUUUCCAGCGGCUGUCGAGCCGCUGGGAGCUGUGA
This is a messenger RNA of Prorocentrum cordatum, 507 nucleotides long. Lineage: Eukaryota; Dinophyceae; Prorocentrales; Prorocentraceae. The record is from the annotation of a GenBank genome assembly.